This is a messenger RNA of Mytilus californianus (California mussel), 2568 nucleotides long. RefSeq lists its product as uncharacterized. The record is from RefSeq and is a predicted model, not a curated record. NCBI's taxonomy places the organism in Eukaryota, Metazoa, Mollusca, Bivalvia, Mytilida, Mytilidae. Bases 338 to 1552 code for a protein of 404 amino acids. The transcript has 5 exons.
UGUAGCAGUUAUGUAAAAGUUUGUUAAAAUAGUUAACUUAUUAUAAACCAUUUUGUUAAAUCGACUUUUCACUUUCACAUGUUUCAGUUAAAACGCAUUUUUGUAUUCAGUUUUUAACACGAUGUCGACGAAAGUACAAAUUCGUCAAGCAUUUAUUUUACCUUUUCAUCAUUUCUAAUUGAUAUUAGUAUUCUUUCUUUUUUUGGCAGAUACGCCUGCUGUUAUAGCUGAAGUGUAUCCUUCUAAUGAGGUGAGAGAAGGUUCGGAUAUCUCAUUGCAAUGUAAGGCAGAUGCAAAUCCUGAAGUUAAGAGAUACACAUGGCAAAAGCAUGAACGAAUGCUUGCGAAUGUUUCUGUUUACAAUAUUACAAAGAUAGAUCGAUCACAAGCUGGGGAAUACACAUGUUCUGGAUAUAAUGAAAUUGGUGACAGUUCAUUCAAUGUCAACAUCUCAGUACUUUAUGCACCAGAUAUAAAUGUGACUCUUGUAUUUUCUGAAGAAAAGUUCAAACUUGUAUGCUCUCCAAAUGGAAAUCCAAGUAGGUAUCGAUUUGAUAAAUGGCAACACAUGUCAUUUUUUGGUCAACACAUCCGUUACAUCAAUGGUUCAACUAAUGGAGAAUUGGUAUUUCCAUUAAAUUUCAGCGAUCAAGACAGGGGGAUUUAUAAAUGCAAAGCUGAAAAUGGUAUUCUAAACGCAGAUGGACAUUUAUAUCAACAUGGUUCUAAUUCUUUUGAUUUAGGAGGAUUACCAGUGUUUGUUGAUAGAAAUGAAAAUGUACAAUAUGGGUUAUACCAAAAGACUGCAACCCUAACCUUGUUCAUUACAAGCAUUCCAAAAUAUGACAGAUUAUGUUGUUCUACAAAUCAAUGGAAACUCUGCAAAAAGAAUCACCUUCACCUUUUUCAAGAGAAAAGUGCAAUUUUUCGAGAUAAAGUUUAUGGAGCUAAUGCACUGGUUGGUGGAUACAAAAUUCUGUUUGUGACCCCUCCCAUAGAAAGUGCAGAUUUUACGGAUUAUACAUUUAAAGCUGCAAACUCUUUCGGAGAGGCUCAUUUUACUAUAACCUUAAGAGAUAAAGGUAAUUCGUCCAACAAAACUAAAUCAAGAGCGUCAUCUGGAAAAUCCUACCUGCCGUAUGCCUUCUUAAUUGGGGGAUUUGUUAUAGUUUUAUCCAUAACUCAUCUCUGCAGUUGGUACUUCCGAACACAUUAUCAAAAGACUGUAGUAACGGAAGGAAUACCGAAUGAGUCAUCUGCCAAUUACAUUACGCAAUCUGGCGAACACUACGAAGAGAUUAAUUUGAGCCAGGAAAUAGAAACUCCGCUUGAAAAAGACAAUCAAAUAAAUUUCAGUUGUAUAGCUGAAUUAACUGCACCGGUAAAUGAUGAUACAACAGUAGAAAUUUGCAGUGAAGACUUUCAGUGCCAACAAUUUGACACUGUUGUAUCUAGAAAUCAAUAUGAAAAACUGAAUGAGGUACAAAAAGAAAACCCUGAGCAUGCCUAUCGCGGAACAAGAUCAAGUGAAACCUUUUUGAAAAUCUUUUGAAUCAAUUAACAUAACUUUCAUCACCAAUCAAAGCUUUAUAGUAACUUGAAACAACACAAUCUAGGGGUUGUGUAAAUCAGAUUUGCAUGAUUUGGUUACUAAAACAAGUCUUAAAAUCUCCCUAGUGUACAUAAAAUCAAAGUGUAUUUCCUCUUAUAAUGGUAUACAAACGUAUGACUUCUCUUCCCUUUACACAAGUAUGACAGUUCUAUACUUAAAGAAAAAUGGAAAGAAUUAGACCAAUUUUGUUCAAUAAAAAGAUGUGGUCAAUGUUAGGCUUAAUCGGCAAAAUUACAUAUCAGACUGGUGUAGAAAACGUAUUACAAACGGAAUAUGAUCCUUAUUGUUGUACAGUGAAUAAACUCAUCAUAGAUACCAGGAUUAAAAUUUUGUAUUUGCGCCAGACGCGCGUUUCGUCUACAAAAGACUCACCAGUGACGCUCGAAUCAAAAAAAGUUAAAAAGGCCUAAUACAGUUCGAAGUUGAAGAGCAUUGAGGACCCAAAAUCCCAAAAAGUUUGCCAAAUACAGCUAAGGUAAUCUAUUCCUGAGGUAGAAAACCCUUUGUAUUUGAUGUUGUUUACUGAUCGUUGAUUUAGAUACAACCCAUGAACACUUAUCAGUCCUUUGUAUACAUUUAUUGUCAAAGUUAAUCAACUUUAUAGUAUUAUAUAAGACGUGUAUAUGUGUCUCGGUAUUUGUUUAUCCAGCGUUCAUGUAUUUAGUUAGGAAGUUUUAUUUGUAAUUCUGAUCGGAUAUUGUUUUGUGUCUUAUCUUUUGUAGUAAUGAUUCUGUUUUUUCUUUUCUAUUCGUAUGUAAAAGUAAAGAUAAUUAAUGACUUAGUUCAUUUGUAUGAUUUUAGUUUAAAGUAACUAUGUACACAGGAUUAUUUGUUUUACACAGUUUGAUUUGGAAGAAAGGCCGACAUAGUUAGAUAGUGCAGUUAGUUGCACAGUUCUAUAUUAACAUUCUUGUAAUUGUUAUAAAAUACAUCAAAUAACAUAAUUAGAAACCUAA